Messenger RNA from Closterium sp. Naga37s-1, 1122 nucleotides. The record is from the annotation of a GenBank genome assembly. Lineage: Eukaryota; Viridiplantae; Streptophyta; Zygnematophyceae; Desmidiales; Closteriaceae.
AUGGACGUCGCUCAGCCUGGUGGUGCUGAGCCUGGGGGUGCAGAGCCUGGGGGUGCUGGGUCUGCUCGUGUGGCCUCUGGAGGUGCUUCGUUGAGGCGGGAGAUCCCCUCUCCGCAGGAGCUGCGCGAGUGGUUUGCCCGGCGCUGGAGCCGUGCUGCUGGAGCUGGAGGUGCUACGGUUGCUGCUGACCCUGGGGUCGGCACUGGAGCUACUGGAGCCACUGGUCCUGGAGGUGCUCGUACUGGCGGUACUGGAGCUGCUGAGACUGGGGGUGCUGCUGGGGCUGCUGGAGUUGGUCCUGCUGGAGGUACUGCGGGAGCUGCUGGCGGUAUUGGAGCUGGCGGUCCUACUGGAGUUGGUGCUGCUGGUACUGCUGGAGCUGCUGGAGCUGGAGCAGCUGGGGGUGUUGGCGCUGGAGGUGCUGCUGGCGCUGGUGCGUCUGAGGGUGCUGGAGUUGGCGCUGUUGGAGCUGGAGGUGCUGCUGGCGCUGGUGCUGCCGCUGGGGGUACUGGUACUGUCCCUGCUGGUUCUGGAGGCGCUGCACGGCCGCGGCCGUACUUCGUUCCGCUCCUUACUGGUCCUGCUCCUCCCUUAGAGUGUCCACAGCCUGUCUGGUCGCGGUCACAGUUACAGCCCGCCUCCCCCCUACCUGCUCCUUCUCCCUACACUGGUCCUACUGGAGGUCUUGCUGAGCGUCGUGAGCCUGCGUCUCGUCCUGCGUCGCCUGUUCGUGCUGCUCGCACUAGUAGUCGUGCUCCGCGUCCGCGUCCUCCUGCGGUCCCAGGCACACACCGGAUGGCACUGUGUCCUUCCACUGCUCCUCUGCGUGUUCCGUUGCCGUCUCCUCCAGAGUCGUCUCUUCCUGUCCUUGCUGACCCGGAGUCUGACUCUCGUCGUGCUGCCAGUCCUACUGUCACGCGUCUCCUGGCUACUGUUGUCACUGACCCUUCCUUUGAGUCCACUGCUGCGUCAGCCUUAGUUGCUGAGCUUGUCGACUUUGCUGCUCGCUGUCGUCUAGACUACGCUGCUAGUCUCUUGAAGGUGUUUCCAGUUCUAUGGAUUAAUCACUUCCUGGUGACCGUUCAUUGGAUUAUGUUUGCAGCUUUCAUUCGUGAUUGUUGA